Molecule: messenger RNA, 1668 nt
Organism: Mercurialis annua (annual mercury)
Lineage: Eukaryota; Viridiplantae; Streptophyta; Magnoliopsida; Malpighiales; Euphorbiaceae
Exons: 3
Coding region: 1-1668 (555 amino acids)
Source: RefSeq, a predicted model, not a curated record
AUGGUAUCUGAUUAUAACUUAUUUUUCAUUGGAUUGGUGGAGUCAAAAAAGGAAUUUGUUAAUGAUUUUUUAAUAAGAAAGCUAUGGCCAAACUUAGAUUGUAAUUUUGAUUGGGUUGCUUCGAAUGGAGCAUCUGGCAGUCUUAUCAUUAUUUGGAAUACGGUUUUACUUCAUAAUGUUUCUAUUUGUAAGGGUGACAGGUGGAUCGCAAUGGAUUUCUUUCAUGAUAAUGCUUGGUUUCGGCACAUUCUUAUUUAUGCAAGCAAUCUAGCUUCAGAGAGACUCGGAGAUUUUAAUGAAACUUUGCUUCUUGAGGAAAGGUUAAAUGGUUCGGAUUUUUCAGCUUCGAUGUUGGCGUUCCGUGACUUUGUCAAUAACGCUGAAUUACUUGAUCUUCCUCUUCAAGGUCGUCUAUUUACAUGGCAUAACUCGUUCUCCAGAUCUCGUAUUGAUAGGUGCCUGAUAUCUAGUUUUGUGGGCUCUUAUUGGCCCAACAUGUCCUUGUCUGCGUUAUCUGGUGGCCAUUCUGAUCAUAUUCCCAUCCACUUUCGGGAAGAUAACAGAGUUGACUGGGGCCCUAAGCCUUUCCGUUCUAUGGACGCUUGGUGGGAACAUGAUGCUUUUCAGCCCUUUCUUACGGAAAGUUGGGUUGCAGUUUGCUGUAAUACUACAAAUCUUGUUCAACGAUCGAAAGAACUCCGCCAUAAGAUCAAGGUUUGGAAUAGCGAGGUGUUUGGCAAUCAAAAUAAGCUUAUAAGAGAGCUUUCGGACAAAAUCAGCAGGUGGUAUGUUGCUGCCGAUACUUCUUUGCUGACCGUGGAAGACAAAUCAGAGUUAGCUUCUCUAAAGGCUGAUCUCUGGAAAGCGGAGAAGAGAGUAGAGCUGCUUUGGAUUCAAAAAUCAAGGGUUAAAUGGUGUUUGGAAGGUGAUAGAAACACUAAAUUCUUUCACAGCACGGUUUCUGCUCACUUUCGAAAUAACCACAUUGCUUCCAUCUCUGUUGAUGAUAAUGUUUUUUCGGAGCCGACCGAUCUACGGUUCCAUAUCAGAGAUUUCUACAGUAACCUCUUUGACAAGAAAGGAGAAGUAAACUAUGACAUUACAAGUCUUGGUUUUGCUAAAAUUUCAGAGUUGCAGGCGCGAUCUCUUAUUAUUCAUUUUGAAGAAUCUGAAAUUCUAAGUGCCAUUCUUUCUUGUGGUAGCUCGAAAGCUUCGGGUCCUGAUGAUGCUAUCGAAAGCUUUAUCUCGAAGAUUAUCUCCGACUCUUUCUGCGUAGUUUCUGAUAGUCAAUAUGCUUUCCUGAAAAAUAGAAGUAUUUUGGAGUGCUCCAUGAUCGCGAAUGACCUUGUUCACCUGGCUACUAGGAGGAAAGAUAAACUUCUUAUCCUGAAACUUGAUUUUCAUAAAGCGUUUGACAGCAUUGAUUGGAAUUAUCUUUUGUCUGUUAUGCGCUGCAUGAAUUUUCCGGAUAAAUGGAUAGACUGUAUGUCUUGUUGUUUGUCGUCUGCGACUACGUCGGUGUUGGUUAAUGGUAGUCCUACUGACCCUAUUGCUCUUCGAAGAGGUGUUCGCCAGGCAGAUCCGAUAUCACCUUACUUAUUUGUUAUCGCAGCAGAGGGCCUAAAGCGUUUACUGGAAAAAUCUGCUGAGAAGGGAUAUACGCAGUGA